This is a messenger RNA of Suillus fuscotomentosus, 474 nucleotides long. RefSeq lists its product as uncharacterized. Bases 133 to 399 code for a protein of 88 amino acids. The transcript is spliced from 2 exons. NCBI's taxonomy places the organism in Eukaryota, Fungi, Basidiomycota, Agaricomycetes, Boletales, Suillaceae. The record is from RefSeq and is a predicted model, not a curated record.
UGAACAUCAACGCGAAAAAAUGAAUGGAUUAUUGUGAUCUUUGAGAUAUUCAUCCCCCCAGCCUUUGAGAUCCACGAUCCACUAAACUUACAUGAAGCAACAACUCCAAGAUCAAUUAGUCGAGCUGCGACUAUGUCUCGAAGCGCUGCCAACGCACAUCCCCGUUCCACUAGCAGCAGAAUCCAGGUACAAAUUCUCCGACUUCAGCACGGAUGCCGAAUGGGCUGCAGACAUUGGCGAGGCUGGUGGGAGCGAGGACCCGAAAUAGAGGCCGUCGUAGAUGUUUUGGAAACAUGGAUUGAAAAAUGUUCAGGUGACAUCAUCCUUGAGAAGUGGGUGCACGACAUCCUCGAAGCUGCACAAGGUGCCAUUCUCGUGGCAGGAAAAGAUGUGAAUUAGAUUUACCCUUUGUGCAAGAGAGGGUCUUGACGGAGGCAGACUGGGACAUGGAAUAGAUCUGCUAUAUAAUAUAUU